Molecule: messenger RNA, 1308 nt
Organism: Symbiodinium sp. CCMP2456
Lineage: Eukaryota; Dinophyceae; Suessiales; Symbiodiniaceae
Source: the annotation of a GenBank genome assembly
AUGGCAUCAGUGAACAUCGAUGCGCAGCUUCUGCAGGACAGUGUUCAGUUCCACGAAAGCAAAGACAAGAUGGUUGAGCUCCACAAUGGCUGCAUCUGCUGUACCCUGCGGGAAGACUUGAUUGAGAACGUGCGCUCGCUAGCACUAGAGGGGCGGUUCGACUAUCUUCUCAUCGAGAGCACGGGCAUCUCUGAACCCAUGCCUGUUGCGGCCACCUUUGCUGCAACAGAUGCCGCUGGAGUUCCCAUGCUGGGUGGCGUCGCAGAGCUGGAUACGCUGGUGACUGUCAUCGACUGUCUGAACUUCCUCAAGGACUACCAUUCGCAGGAAAAGGCCAUCGAUCGAAAUGAGUUGGGAGCCGAGGAGUCCGACCAACGAAGCAUCGUGGAUCUGCUGGUCGAUCAGGUCGAGAUCGCCAAUGUGCUCAUUUUGAACAAGACAGACCUGGUCUCUGCACAAGACCUGGAGCGCUUGAAGGGCAUCUUCCAGAAGCUGAACCCAAGCGCCCGGCUGAUCGAGAGCCAGUUCGGGGCCGUGCAGCCGAAACUGCUGAUGAACACACGCAGCUUCGACCUGGAGGGCGCCAGCUCCCUUCCGGGCUGGGUGGCCGAGCUGCAGGGGCGAGGGACUCCGCACAAGCCGGAGACCGAGGAGUUUGGCAUCUCCAGUUUCAUCUAUCGGAGGCUGCGUCCUUUUCACCCGGACCGACUCGCUUCCGUCCUCGACGGUGGCGCCUUCCCCGGCGUGCUCCGAUCGAAGGGGUUCCUUUGGUCGGCGAGCCACCACGCCACCUCACUGGAGUGGAGCCAGGCGGGUUCCGUGAUGUACCUGACAGAGGGAUAUGCCUGGCAACAGCUCCAGCUCCCGCCGCUGCCAAAGGAUCGGUUGAGGGAGGACAAAUACUGCGGCCGCCGACAGGAGCUGGUCUUCAUCGGCGUCAACAUGCAGCAGGACGACAUUUGCAAAGCGCUUGACGAAGCGCUGGUGACGGAAGAGGAGUUCUCUGCCGGUCCAGCAGCGUGGUCUGGCUGGAGGAAGGUCGUGUUGAGCCAAAACCACCACGACCACAGCCACGCUGGUCAUGACGACCACAGCUGCCCGCAGUCCGAUGAGGUGGCAGAGUGGGCGAGCAUGAUGCGCGACUGGUUCCCCGAGGUCGUCGAUCCCGAGAUCCUUCAGAACCCUGAGGCGGCCAUCGCCAAGCUGAGCGACAAGGAAAUCCGUUCAGCUCUGGAGCUCCGCGCCGUCUCUUUCAAAAAAGACGACGACCGCUCGGUGCUUGCGGAGCUUCUCCGACCGCUCUGGUGA